Molecule: messenger RNA, 1172 nt
Organism: Mangifera indica (mango)
Lineage: Eukaryota; Viridiplantae; Streptophyta; Magnoliopsida; Sapindales; Anacardiaceae
Product: truncated transcription factor CAULIFLOWER A-like
Exons: 8
Coding region: 163-909 (248 amino acids)
Biological process (GO): positive regulation of transcription by RNA polymerase II
Cellular component (GO): nucleus
Molecular function (GO): DNA-binding transcription factor activity, RNA polymerase II-specific; RNA polymerase II cis-regulatory region sequence-specific DNA binding; protein dimerization activity
Source: RefSeq, a predicted model, not a curated record
CUAUAUCUUCAUUUCCUAAUCUACACAUGUGCAUGUUUCAUCAGACAGACUUCACAUUUGGAAACGAGGAAGAAAGAUCACCCAUUUAUUACUAUCUGAUUUUGGGUUUUCUUGGUUUCUGUUUGUUGGGUGUUUUUAGGUAACCAAACAGCGAUCAUCAUCAUGGGAAGAGGUAGGGUUCAGUUGAAGAGAAUAGAGAACAAGAUCAACCGUCAAGUCACUUUCUCCAAAAGGAGAGUUGGAUUGUUGAAGAAAGCUCAUGAGAUCUCUGUUCUUUGUGAUGCUGAAGUUGCUCUGAUUGUCUUCUCUCACAAAGGGAAGCUCUUUGAGUACGCCACUGAUUCAUGCAUGGAAAGGAUACUAGAACGCUAUGAGAGGCACUCCUAUGCAGAGAAACAGCACAUUGAUCCUGAUCCUAUAUCAUCGGGUAACUGGUCUCUGGAUUAUCACAAACUCAAGUGCAAAAUUGAAGUUUUGGAAAGGAACCAAAGGCACUAUCUGGGAGAAGAUUUGGAGUCGCUGAGUAGGAGAGAGAUCCAAAAUUUGGAGCAGCAGCUUGAAAAUGCCGUCAAACAGAUUAGAUCAAGAAAAAAUCAACUCGUGCAUGAGUCCAUCUCUGAGCUUCAAAGAAAGGAAAAGGCAAUAGAGGACCAGAACAACAUGCUUGCUAAGAAGAUCAGGGAGAAGGAGAAGACUAUGGCACAGCAAGCACAGUGGCGGCAGCAAAACCAGGGCCCCAAUACAUUAUCCUUCCUGCUGCCGCAGGCACCUCCUUCCAUAGAAAUUAGUGGUACAACUGCUUCUCAGCAGGAAGGAGAAGAAGCAGCAGCAGAUGAGAUGAGGCGUAACAGGCUUGAUCUCACUCUUGAACCUCUGUAUUCGUGCCAUCUUGGAUGCUUUGCUGCAUGAAUUCAAAAAAGAAAUAAAAACACUUGAUGUCUGACUACCUAUACUUAUUGUUUGUAAGUGUGACAUGAAGCUACAACUUAUGAGGGCAUCAGACUAAGUAAACACUACACUCUUCUCAGCCCUCUUCUCUAUGAUAUGACUCAGAUUCAUCAUAAUAUGGUGUUUGAAGAAUGUUGUGAAGUAGAUUCAUCAUAAUAUGGUACCUGAUAAAUGUUAUGCUAAAACUUAGUUAUCAGUUUGAUAAAUAACAUGUCUAUUUGUUA